AAUUUUAAAAAUAUAAUUUUCAACCACAACAAUGGCGUCUCUCACCCCUGGCAUCCUCUCCAAACUUCUCCAAAAUCUUAGCAACACUGUCGCCGGAGGGUAUCGACAAGAAAGUGGGUGUGAAAGGAGAGAUUGAGGGUUCGGGAAAAGAUGGGUUAGAGAGAGAGAGAGUCUGCCUUCUCUCUAGAAAUUGCCUAAAUUUCUAGGGUUUUCUCAUUCAAUAUUUCGUUGAUAAUGGCUGAUCUCACAUCUGAUUUACGCAAUUUGGCUACGAUGGCUGAUGGGUUAGUGACUGAAGGUUCUCCUUCGCCUAAGGGGAGUUCGCACAUCGUGAAAGAUUUACUGUUGGAGAGGGAUUUGUUAACAUUGAUGGACAUCGUGAAGCGAAAUGGGGGUAAGAAUCAGUCUUCUGCCUCUGAGAUUGUUUUGGGUAUGAGCCCUAGGGCUUCGAUUGAGGUUCAGUCCGAGGUCCCUACUCCUAGUUCCUUUGUCGAAGCUAUGGGUGGUCUCUGUUUCGAGAUCCGAGACCUUGCUCAGCAACAAAAGCUUUGUUUUGGGGGAGAAGUGGCGUCGAGCCCUGCCGUUGUUCAUUCGCAGCACUGCUACAAAUGUUGAGAUUGAGUUGCCUGUUCCAGCCGAUGCUACCAACCCAAAUGUUUGGACAUCAUUGGGAUCUGCUUCAUAUGCACCAGAAAAGGAUGCUUUGAUCUGGAAAAUUAAUCUUUUCCUGGUGGAAUAUAUGCUUAGAGCGGAGUAUACUCUUCCCAGUAUAACAUCUGAAGACGCAGCUCCUGAGAGAAAAGCUUCUAUACGUGUGAAGUUUGAGAUACCAUAUUUUGUUGUUUCAGGAAUCCAGGUUUCCCCUCUCAAAUACAAUUUUUUU
Messenger RNA from Camellia sinensis, 883 nucleotides. The record is from RefSeq and is a predicted model, not a curated record. NCBI's taxonomy places the organism in Eukaryota, Viridiplantae, Streptophyta, Magnoliopsida, Ericales, Theaceae.